GCCCUCUGGCUGCUGUCGGAGCGGCGCUGGUCGGGGCCCACUCUGCUGCUGGCGCCCACUGUGAAGGCGAUGUCCUGUGUCAGCUGCUGUUCGAUGCCGAGGCUGCCACCUUUGCGCAGUGCGGUGCACGUCUUCCAUGCAGAGAAUGAGCGGGCAGAGCUGGGGCAGUGGGGCGUCACAUCUCUUCAAAAUUCGAAAACGAUGUCCGUGGGUUAG
This is a messenger RNA of Effrenium voratum, 216 nucleotides long. The record is from the annotation of a GenBank genome assembly. NCBI's taxonomy places the organism in Eukaryota, Dinophyceae, Suessiales, Symbiodiniaceae.